AUGGUCGGCAACAACAAUGACAACCAGCAGAACAGUGACCAGUUCAACGUUGAACGACUGAUCCAAGAAACUGCUGCUGGCAACCAGUCUCGCCCUCCUCAUGACGGGCAUCCCCAACCGAAGAACGGACAAGCAGUUCCCGUCGGACAACCCAAACACAACGACGGAAGACCACCUUCAAGAGACGGCCAGACGGCCACUCCGUCGACCCAAAGCUCCAAACAGUUCGAGGACCUGGAAGCCGAUGCAGAUUCUUCCCGGGUAGAAAUCCCGGUUCCAGAAAACGUUGAUCCAGGUCACAGCCGCACUGCUCAGCGCAGUCAAUCGGACCAACACCCUGCUGUUCGAACAGAACAAAAGGAUUAUAGCUACCUUGGAACAGAAACACCUCCCCAGGUCACCUCCGAGGAGGCGCACCGCCACCGCUCCUCCUCCAGCUCUCGCUCCCCUCAUAGGAGGAGACGUCGCAACCGAUCCUACAGCCUGUCUCCUGAGUACAGGCGUGACCUAUCUGAUUCUGAAAGUCCCCGAGGACGAAAGCGGAAUCGUGGCGCAGCUUCUAAGAAGACCUCUGCUUCAAAGCACAAAGAUCUAUCGCCGAAGAAGAAGCCCACCUCCCUACACAAAGGGCGCGGGAAACUCUCAAGAAAACUGGAAAACCUUCCAGGCCGAGACACUCCCCGAAAGUCUUCGUCACCACCAUUACACUCCGUCACCUCCUGA
Molecule: messenger RNA, 723 nt
Organism: Vicia villosa (hairy vetch)
Lineage: Eukaryota; Viridiplantae; Streptophyta; Magnoliopsida; Fabales; Fabaceae
Product: pre-mRNA-splicing factor CWC22-like
Exons: 1
Coding region: 1-723 (240 amino acids)
Source: RefSeq, a predicted model, not a curated record